Messenger RNA from Vicia faba (fava bean), 582 nucleotides. The record is from the annotation of a GenBank genome assembly. Lineage: Eukaryota; Viridiplantae; Streptophyta; Magnoliopsida; Fabales; Fabaceae.
AUGGCUGAAACAAAGUUGAGCAGCGUGAAGGAUAAAAGAUGGUCACUAGAGGGAAUGACUGCGUUAGUGACAGGAGGAACCCGAGACAUUGGGUACGCAAUUGUGGAAGAGCUGGCAGAAUUUGGAGCAGCCGUGCAUAUAUGUUCACGAAAUGAAGAUGAUAUUAACAAAUGUCUGGAAGAAUGGAAAAGCAAAGGGUUUAAUGUAACAGGAUCAGUAUGUGAUAUACUUAGUCAUGAACAACGCAAGACAUUAAUUGAAAAUGUUUCUUCUAUCUUUCACGGAAAGCUUAAUAUUCUAGUAAACAAUGCUGCAAAACCUUCAAUGAAGAAAAUAAUAGAUAAUAGCGAUGAGGAUAUAACAAUAUAUGCAGCUACUAAAGGUGCGGUGAAUCAAUUCACGAAAAACUUGGCAUUAGAGUGGGCAAAGGAUAAUAUUCGUGCAAAUGCUGUUGCCCCUGGACCUGUCAAGACUGAACUUUUGGGAUCAGUAAUGGAUGCUUCUGAAGGUAGUAGAGCUAUAAAUGCUGCAUCAUACAUUACUGGACAAGUUAUUGCUGUUGAUGGAGGUUACACUGCUUAG